AAAGCCUGUGCAUCAAUUCACACAGUGACCCCGCCCCCGUACAUGGCCCCGCCCCUCAUAACGUCCCGCCUCCAAAGUGGCUCAGUCGGUGAUUGAUUGGCGCAUAUGCGUGCGCUGUGCUUCUGCGCGAGGACAGGACGCCGUCUCUGCAGGCAGCAUGCCGCUGGCACGCAGUAUCUCCGUGACCUCCCUGUCGGGUCUGGAGGAGUGGGAUGAGGAGUUCGAGUUGGAGGAUGCGGUUCUGUUUGAAAUCGCAUGGGAGGUGGCUAAUAAAGUUGGAGGCAUCUACACUGUGAUCCAGACAAAGGCACGUUUGACCUGUGAGGAAUGGGGAGAAAACUACUUCUUAGUGGGGCCCUAUAUUGAGUCCAAUGUCAGGACCCAGGUUGAAUUGAUUGAGCCCCCAAACGCAGUGCUGAGGAGGACCAUCGACAAGAUGAACAACAGUGGCUGCAAGGUGUAUUUUGGCCGUUGGCUGAUUGAAGGCUCUCCGUAUGUGAUCCUGCUGGAUGUUGGUUUCACCGCCUGGUCUCUGGACCGCUGGAAGAGUGAAUUGUGGGAAAACUGUUCCAUCGGUGUGCCGUGGUUCGACCGCGAGGCCAAUGAUGCCGUCCUGUUCGGCUUCCUUACUGCCUGGCUGCUCGGAGAGUAUGCAGCGCAGUGUGAAGAUCCUCCACAUAUCCUGGCUCAUUUUCACGAGUGGCUGGCAGGACUGGGGCUGGUGUUAUGCAGACAGAGGCACUUACCUGUAGCCACUAUCUUCACCACACACGCCACGCUGCUCGGCCGAUACCUGUGUGCCGGGAACGUCGACUUCUACAACAACCUGGCAGAGUUCAAUGUUGAUAAGGAGGCAGGCGAUAGACAGAUCUACCACCGUUAUUGUAUAGAGCGGGCUGCAGCACGCUGUGCGCACGUCUUCACCACUGUGUCUAAGAUCACAGCCAUCGAGGCUGAACACCUACUCAAAAGGAAACCAGACGUCGUGACUCCUAACGGUCUGAAUGUGAAAAAGUUCUCAGCCAUGCACGAGUUUCAGAACCUCCACGCUCAGAGCAAGGCUCGCAUCCAAGAGUUCAUCAGAGGGCAUUUCUAUGGGCAUUUAGAUUUCAACCUGGAUAAAACCGUGUUUCUCUUCAUCGCUGGACGUUACGAGUUCUCUAAUAAAGGAGCGGAUAUUUUCCUCGAGGCACUGGCCAGACUCAACUAUUUACUGAGGGUGAACCACAGUCAGGUGACGGUGAUAGUGUUCUUCAUCAUGCCGGCCCGCACCAACAACUUUAACGUGGAGACGCUGAAGGGUCAAGCCGUGCGGAAACAGCUCUGGGACACAGCCCAGACCGUGAAAGAGCGCUUCGGGAAGAAACUGUACGAAUCUUUGCUAGUCGGGCAACUUCCGGAGGUGUCGAAGAUGUUGGAUAAGGAGGAUUUCACCAUGAUGAAAAGAGCCAUCUUUGCUACCCAGCGCCAGUGUCUUCCUCCCGUCUGCACCCACAACAUGCUGGAGGACAGCUCGGACCCCAUCCUCACCGCCAUCCGCCGCAUGGGUCUCUUCAACAGCUCUCAGGACCGCGUCAAGGUCAUCUUCCAUCCAGAAUUUCUGUCCUCCACUUCCCCGCUGCUGCCCAUGGACUAUGAGGAGUUUGUUAGAGGCUGCCAUCUUGGAGUCUUUCCUUCCUACUACGAACCCUGGGGAUACACACCAGCGGAGUGCACCGUGAUGGGAAUUCCCUCCGUCUCCACUAAUCUCUCUGGGUUCGGCUGUUUUAUGGAGGAGCACAUAGCUGACCCGACUUCUUACGGGAUUUAUAUCCUAGACCGACGGUUUCGGAGCGUGGAUGAUUCUUGUAACCAGCUGACAUCCUACCUGUUCCAGUUCUGCCAGCAGAGCCGCAGACAGCGCAUCAUCCAGAGGAACCGCACAGAGCGCCUCAGUGACCUGCUGGACUGGAGAUACCUGGGCCGAUAUUACGUGUCUGCUCGUCAUAUGGCUCUGGCCAAAGCCUUCCCCGAGAGUUUUAUGUACGAGCCCCAUGAUCCAUCCUCGACUACGGGCUUCCGUUACCCCCGUCCUGCCUCAGUGCCACCCUCUCCUGCCCACUCCCUCCAUUCAUCCCCUCAUCACAGCGAGGCCGAGGAUGAGGACGAAACGUACGACGAAGACCUGGAGGCCGAGAAAGACCGGCUGAACAUCCGACAACCUUUUAAUCUGCCGAACAAGAAUAAAAGCCUGGUGGAUGACCUUCCUGAGAAAAACUAACACUGUAUAAACACACGCACGUGCACACUAACACGCACACACACAGAUGACCUGGUCACCGCCUGUUGGUUAUUUCUGGGGUUUGAAAAGUAAACUGAGGUAUUUAUUUUAGGAAACUGUCGUAUUCACAUGAGAAGUUACUGUAUUUUAUUUCCCAAAAUAGGCAAACUAUAGUCUUCUGCACUUCUUUUUAUUCGAGGCUACGUAAUACUGCAUCAAUUAAGAAGUUUAACUGUAAUGGUAGCCAGUUGCUUUGUGUGGAACAUCCGCCUCUACUGUUCUAUAGUAUUAUAUCUCAAAAGGGCCAGUUAUGCUGAUAUACUGAUACUAAAAAACAGUGGGAUUGUAAUACAAGGCAAAGCAUUGUACCACAAACAAGCAUUAGAAAAAUAACCCAACACAAAACACGCUGGAUCCGUCUGAAUGUUGUUUUUUUACUCCGUUGUUGAUGUCUAGCCUUGUCCCAGUUUUAUGCUAGUCGAGGCACAGCGGAGGCAGAAAAACGGUUCUCUGUUUUUGAGACAAUAGUUUCAGGUCAUAUAAACACACUGAUGCUGUAGCGUUACCUCUCUGUGAGAAUAAAUCUGUAUUUCUCAGA
Tachysurus fulvidraco (yellow catfish) is the source of this 2858-nucleotide messenger RNA. RefSeq names its product glycogen synthase 1 (muscle) (gene gys1). The coding region runs from base 158 to 2260 and encodes 700 amino acids. Gene Ontology annotation, cellular component: cytoplasm. NCBI's taxonomy places the organism in Eukaryota, Metazoa, Chordata, Actinopteri, Siluriformes, Bagridae. Gene Ontology annotation, biological process: glycogen biosynthetic process. Gene Ontology annotation, molecular function: alpha-1,4-glucan glucosyltransferase (UDP-glucose donor) activity. The record is from RefSeq and is a predicted model, not a curated record. The transcript has 16 exons.